AUGAAAGAUAAGAAAGGUAAUAUUUUAUUUAGUGGUUUAAAAUAUAUUGAUGGUUCAAAACUUUCAUUGGAAUUGACUGAUGGUUGGUAUAAAAUAAAUGCAUGUAUUGAUCCACCAUUACAACGAGCUAUAGUGAAAUCUAAAAUAAAAAUAGGUUACAAGCUUGAAAUUUGUGGUGCAAAGGUUUAUGGAAAAUCUGUUGGCAAAACUUCAGCUUUAGAUGAAACAAACUCCAUAUGCUUGAAAUUAUCAGGAAACUCGACGAAACUUGCCCAUUGGGACUCCAAGCUUGGAUUCAGAAAGUUUAGACCAUUUGCUUCAUUAAACAGCCUUACUCCAGAUGGUGGAUUUAUUUUUGCAAUUGAUGUUAUAAUAAUGCGAAAAUAUCCUUUGAUGUACCGUGAAACAACUAAAGAUGGAAUAUAUAUCAUACGCAAUGAAAAAGGUGAAGAGUUGGCUCGUAGAAAUUUCGCAGAAAAGAUACAGGGAAAGAUACAAUCCUUACUGCAAGACUAUGAUUGGAGAUCGCCACAACAAGAUUCUAAUAAAUUAGAAAUAAAUGAUGACAAUAAUACUUCAGCAAGCAAUGCCAAAUUCAAACAACAGAAACAAGUAAUUACCAAACAAUUAAUACAAAGUCUUACAUCUGCAGAAGAAUUAUAUAAUUUAUUGCAGAAUAAUAGCGAGUAUUCUAAUCGAAUCAUUGAAUACUUGAGUUUUGAUCAGAGUAGAUGGUUGAAUGAUUGGUUGAAUAGAAAAGAGAUGAGUAAUUUAAAUGAAAGGAAUAAGUGGCUUAAUGAGCAAUUGGAAUCAGUAGAUUUGAAAAGUGUUCGUUCUGUUAUUCCAUUCUUUAAAGUACGUGUGUGUGAUUAUCACAGUCAAUCUAAAGCUAUUAGAAAGGCUCAAUCAAAAGUUAACAGAGAAGCAUUGAUCACUAUAUGGAAUCCUGCUAGCUCUUUAUAUGAUUCUAUUCAUGAGGGACAAAGAUAUCAGAUACAUUCGUUGAUGGUAGCCAAUAAUCAAUCAUAUGAUCCAAAUUUAUCAUCAACAAUUUCUUUGAUACAUCUGACAUCAAUAGGACAUACAACAAUAUGGAGAAAACAAAAGGCAGAUUUAAAUGAAAUUAGGAAUUCGUUAUAUAGACCACGGGCUGUUACGAUUUAUGACGAAGCGUACAGGAUAAGAGCAAUGACAAUGACAAUAAGAACGGGUCUAGUUCAUCAAUGUCAAGAAGAGCAUGACAUUGUGGUAGUUGUGUUGGCGGUCGGAGAAAUAGUAGAGAAGAUACGAUAUGGUAUCACUAUUGAAAUACAAACUGCUAUUGCCACAGAUAUCAGUGGACAGUUUGUGUUUAUCGAAUUCAAUAAAUCGUUUUUUAUUGAUUUAGAUAAUUUAUUAAUACCCAAGAACAUAUUGACUAUUAUUAACUUAAGACAUGCUUAUUAUGAUUCAAAUUAUAGGGUUCACAUGCUUUCAACAUGUGAUGUGACAGUGAUCAAGCAAUUUCCUUCUGAAGAUUACUUGAAGCAAGCCAGAUCAAGGCUUGAAUCUUGGGUCAAAGUUAAUGGAUCAAUUCUUAGUGUUUAUGAAUCUAAUGCAAAAAAACUGUGUAAAUCACUUUCACCCUAG
Entrophospora sp. SA101 is the source of this 1629-nucleotide messenger RNA. Lineage: Eukaryota; Fungi; Glomeromycota; Glomeromycetes; Entrophosporales; Entrophosporaceae. The record is from the annotation of a GenBank genome assembly.